Messenger RNA from Pollicipes pollicipes, 378 nucleotides. RefSeq lists its product as uncharacterized. Bases 1 to 378 code for a protein of 125 amino acids. The transcript has 2 exons. The record is from RefSeq and is a predicted model, not a curated record. Lineage: Eukaryota; Metazoa; Arthropoda; Thecostraca; Pollicipedomorpha; Pollicipedidae.
AUGUCGGGUCUGCCGGAGCUGCUGCUUGCUGAGUCGUGUGUGCUGAUGUCGGGUCUGCCGGAGCUGCUGCAUGCUGAGUCGUGUGUGCUGAUGUCGGGUCUGCCGGAGCUGCUGCAUGCUGAGUCGUGUGUGCUGAUGUCGGGUCUGCCGGGGAUGAUGCAUGCUGAGUCGUGUGUGCUGAUGUCGGGUCUGCCGGAGCUGCUGCAUGCUGAGUCGUGUGUGCUGAUGUCGGGUCUGCCGGAGCUGAUGCACGCUGAGUCGUGUGUGCUGAUGUCGGGUCUGCCGGAGCUGCUGCAUGCUGAGUCGUGUGUGCUGAUGUCGGGUCUGCCGGAGCUGCUGCACGCUGGGUCGGCAGAGAUAGCCGUGCAGUGUCAGUAA